UUCUGUAGUUUACAUGGAUUUUCUGUAUCCUGCAUGAACGGUGAAUGUCUGGCAACCCGAGACUGGAUCUGAAGGAUGUUUGGUUUGUCGCUGUGACACAAAAACAGAACCGCAGAUUAAAUCUCACCAGCUGAAUUGGCACAAGGAGGAACUUUAACCAUGUGAUAAAUCACCAGUAAGAAUCUAAAGACUCGCUGCGCCGCUGCUUGACUUGAAGCCAGGUUGAAUCCCAGCCCACUCCGAUCAGCAGGUAGUCGAACUGCAUUGUGGGAAAUGUAGGCAGGAGUGCACCAAGUGAUGUUUAUCCCAGAGGUUUGAGUGGACACUCGUGAUGGAGUCAUUCUCUGGUUCUCUGAGACACGUCUUGGUGAGAUGUUGCUCCGUCUCCAUGCUGCGUUCUCGUCUUCCCGUCCUCACGUGGCUCCCUGCGUACAGUCUGACUUGGAUGAAGAUGGACAUACUGGCGGGACUCACCGUGGGGAUGACCACCGUCCCUCAGGCCCUGGCCUAUGCCGAGGUGGCCGGCUUACCUGUGCAGUAUGGUUUGUACUCGUCCUUCAUGGGGGGGUUUGUUUACUGUGUGUUCGGGACAUCGAAGGACAUCACCUUGGGCCCGACAGCCAUCAUGUCUCUGCUGUGUUUGUCCUACAUCAGAGGGGAUCCAGUCUAUGCUGUAGUGCUGACGCUGCUGUGUGGCAUCAUCCAGCUCACUAUGGCUUUACUCCGACUUGGUUUUCUGCUGGAUUUUAUUUCCUAUCCUGUUAUAAAGGGAUUUACGUGUGCAGCAGCUGUGACCAUCGGCUUCGGACAGGUCAAAAACAUUCUGGGUGUGAAGGACGUUCCUCAGCAGUUCUUUCUGCAGGUCUACUACACGUUCCACAAACUGCCUGAGGCCAGGGUCGGAGACGUGAUCCUGGGUCUGUUCUGUCUGUUUUACCUGGUGAUGAUGAUGAUGAUGAAGAGUUCUCUGGAUUCUGUUGAAGAUAACCCGUCACCUGUAGUGAAGGUGUCUCGGAGGUUUUUGUGGACGCUCGCAACCAUCCGAAAUGCGCUGGUCGUCAUAGCAGCAACGUGUGUUGCGUACUCGUUUGAGGUCUCGGGUCACGAUGUCUUCACUCUCACGGGGAAAACAGCUGCAGGACUGCCGCCUUUCUCAGCCCCGCCCCUCUCUGAGACGACAGCCAAUGGCACGCGCAUAUCGUUCAGUAAGAUCGCAACGGAUCUGGGAGGUGGUUUAGCUGUUAUACCACUGAUGGGCGUGCUGGAGAGCAUCGCUAUUGCGAAAGCGUUCGGAAGUAAGAAUAAUUAUCGCAUCAACGCCAACCAGGAACUAUUUGCCAUUGGACUCACCAACAUCCUGGGUUCAUUUGUUUCUGCGUAUCCCGUCACAGGCAGCUUUGGGAGAACUGCUGUAAACUCUCAGACUGGAGUGUGUACACCUGCAGGAGGUAUAGUCACAGGUGUGAUAGUGCUCCUGUCUCUGGCCUUCCUCAUGCCGCUGUUCUCCUUCGUCCCCAAAGCGUCUCUUGCAGCCGUCAUCAUCUGCGCCGUUGGUCCGAUGCUAGACUUCAGCGUUCCUCCUCGUCUCUGGAGAGUCAGAAAGUUGGACCUGCUGCCGUUCUCAGUCACCUUCCUGUUCAGUUUCUGGGAGGUGCAGUACGGCAUUGUGGGAGGUGUCGUGGUCUCAGGGUUCAUGCUGCUCUAUCAGAUGUCCAGACCUGAGCUGAAGGUGACGGAUCACGGCGUGCUGCUGAUGGAGCUGGGAAGUGGACUACAGUUUCCUGCUGUAGAGCACUUCAGUGGUGUCUUACACACACACGCACUGCACGUAUCCCCUCCUCGGUGUGUUCUGUUAGACUGUCAGCACGUCAGUGGUAUCGACUACACAGUGGUGAACGAAUUACGAGAUCUUUUGAAGCAGUUUAAGCUGCACGACGUCUCUCUGGUCUUCUCUGGACUGAAGAUCUCUGUGUUGGAGGUUUUAUUAGCUGCUGAUCUUCCAGGCUUCAGACACACAGACAGCUUAGAGGCGGGACUUCAGAUCCUCAUGACUGACACGCCUCUCCUCCAAUCAGCAGCGAGACCAGAGACUCACUGAAUACCUCGACGUCUCACCACGAGGCCUGUUUUAAAGUUUGUAGCAUCUGUAAAACUGACAAUGGGACCAAAUCAUUUUGCACAAAUGGAUGUAAACUGCAUCCUUUAUUUAGAAAAAGCACUAAAUAUUUUUCCUAGUUGAGAUUUUAAAAGAUUUACAACAACAGUUCUUUAAAGAACGCACAACUUGAGUGUGUAGUGUUUUUAGAGUUACUAUUUUAUUUCCUCAUUUCUGUUGAUUGUUGAUUGUUAAACAGAUUCUGUACUUUUAUUUUUGGAGGUUUUGACGCUACGUUUUACUGCCACGAUGUCCUGGAUCCGGAGACCACGUGUCUUGUUUAUGAAAUAUUUCAGACAUUUCUUUCUUUUCUUAACUGACCAGCUGCAUUUAAUGCUUUUAAAACACUGAUAAAAAUAUUUAACUCUUACUUCUUUCUACGCACGAGGAAAAAUACAAAGAUGUGUAACGGGAACAUUUUCACCUUAAACUGAACUUAAAGUAAAGUGACACUGACUCCAA
Molecule: messenger RNA, 2617 nt
Organism: Tachysurus vachellii
Lineage: Eukaryota; Metazoa; Chordata; Actinopteri; Siluriformes; Bagridae
Gene: slc26a11
Product: solute carrier family 26 member 11
Exons: 17
Coding region: 332-2098 (588 amino acids)
Biological process (GO): transmembrane transport
Cellular component (GO): membrane
Molecular function (GO): secondary active sulfate transmembrane transporter activity
Source: RefSeq, a predicted model, not a curated record